Coffea eugenioides is the source of this 781-nucleotide messenger RNA. RefSeq names its product GDT1-like protein 4. The coding region runs from base 53 to 760 and encodes 235 amino acids. Gene Ontology annotation, cellular component: Golgi apparatus. The transcript has 12 exons. Gene Ontology annotation, molecular function: manganese ion transmembrane transporter activity; calcium ion transmembrane transporter activity. Lineage: Eukaryota; Viridiplantae; Streptophyta; Magnoliopsida; Gentianales; Rubiaceae. Gene Ontology annotation, biological process: Golgi calcium ion homeostasis; calcium ion transmembrane transport; Golgi calcium ion transport. The record is from RefSeq and is a predicted model, not a curated record.
CUACUCCUGCCACAUUGCUCUUCGCUCACCAAAAUCCAAACAAUCCGUCGAAAUGAAUUUGCCAAUGUUUCAGGGCUUCGGCAAGUCUCUUAUGAUGACAGUUCUUUCUGAGGUUGGUGACAGAACCUUCUGUGUCGCUGCUAUACUGGCAAUGCGUCAUCCGUGGAGUAGCGUUCUGUGCGGUUGCCUUUCUUCUGUAAUUUUGACGACUACUCUCUCUGCUGUUAUUGGCUGGGCUGCUCCAAACUUGAUUCCACGUGAACUGGCUCACCAUAUCACCACACUUCUCUUCUUUGGCUUUGGCCUCUGGUCUUUGUGGGAGGCAUAUAAUGAAGAUGACGACGACAACGAAGAGUUAGAACAAGUUGAAAAAGAACUGAAUCAGGGCGCUGCACCUAAGGAUACUACUGGUGAAGGACCGAAAGGCAAAGAAGGUAGCAAGGUGGCUGAGGACUUGAAAAAGCAGAGGAAGCCAUUUCUGACAAAUUUCUUCUCACCUGUCUUCAUUGAGGCCUUCUCAGUUACCUUUUUUGGUGAAUGGGGUGACAAGAGCCAACUAGCAACCAUUGGUCUUGCAGCAGAUGAGAAUGCCAUAGGAGUGAUCCUUGGUGGAAUCUUAGCGCAAGUACUGUGCACCGUUGCAGCUGUUGCUGGGGGAAAGAGCUUAGCAUCUAAAAUCUCUGAGAGGCUGGUUACGAUGGCAAGUGGAGUUCUUUUUCUGAUUUUUGGUGUGCAAUCCUUUCUGUCGACUAUGUAUUGAUCUACUCCAUCAUAUGUAUUC